GUCUAUUCUGGGCUGGGACCUGUGAGAAACCACAGCCCAAAGCCAUGUUUGGUGAGAAAAAGCCCACACACGGCAAUUACGGCAACCCAGGGCGUGACCUGCCCCGGGAACUCUGGCACAUCCCGGGCAGCCGCCGGCAGAGCGGGCGCGCGAGCCCAUGUCCCCCUCCGGCAUGGACCCCGCGGUGCCCAAGGCCACCCUGAAGGUGCUGGGUCUGUGCGCGGUGCUGCUGGUGCUGGUGGCAGCGGUGACGGUCUCCGUGGCGGUGAUGGUUUGGCGCUCGGAGGCGGUGGGGAAGCUGCGGGGCUGCCAGGAACGAGCAGCCAACAAAAGCCAAGAGCUGGGGAACCGCGUGGCCGAGCUGGAGCGGGAGCGAGCGCGGCUGCAGCGGGCGGUGGCGGCGGGCACGCGGGUGGAGGACGCUCUGCGCCGGGAGCUUACCCAGGCUCGUGGUGGUGGCAAGAAGCUCAACGCCAGCCUGGUGGCCUGCCAGGAGCGGGCGGCCAGGCUGGAGGCCAACGUGACGGUGCUUUGGGACGAGGCGCUGGCCCUGCGGCGCGAGCGGGCUGAGCUGGCCCGUGGGAAGGCGGCUCUGCAAGAGGAGCUGGCACGGGGCGAGGAGCAGGCGCUGGGGCUGCGGCAGCGGCUGGAGGAGGCAGCGGAGCAGCGGCGAGCGCUGCGGGCACGCGGGGAGCAGUGCGAGGUCCGGCAGAGAGAGCUCGAGGCCACCCUGCGCGACUACGCGGCUGAGAUCGAUGCGCUGCGACGGCGGGCGAGGGUCCGAGCGACCGGACGCAGGUGCCCCCCAUCCCGGUACUUUCUAGGGGUGCUGCCCUGCCUGGGGUCGGCUGUUGGUCUGGGGAGGGGGAUUCACUGCUGCAGCCAGACUGGGUGCUCCCCGUGCUUCCCAGCACGUGCCAUCGUCACCGGUGUCCCCAGGGGAGCAGGACGUGGGGGCUGUGUGGGGACUCACUCCCUGCUUUCCUUUCUUUUGCAGGAAGGGCUGAAGCCCUGCACCCCCCGACCCACUCCUUGCCGGGGGGGCUGGGGGCCAGGCUCCCCCAGCCGGAGCCCAUCAUUCCCAGUCCCACAGCGCCCCUUAGCACUGGGACCCAGCAGCAGCUCAGCCCCAGAGGUAUCCUGACCAGAGCCGGAUGGACGAUGCUGGUGGUCACCGUGUGCCUUCAUCCCAUAGCGCAUCUUCAUCCCACCGUGUGUCCUGAUCUCACCAAACAUCCUGAUCCCACCGAGCAUCCUGAUCCCACUCUGUAUCUUCAUCCCACUGUGUGUCCUGAUCCUGCUGCCAGUUGUGAUGCCACCACACAUCCCGAUGCCACCACAUAUCCCGACGCCACCACACAUCCCGAUUCCACCACUGCGGGAGGAUGGCAGGGCCAGAAGUGUCAGCAACCCAGCUUUUGGGCAGAAUUUUGGCUCAACCAAGGGAUGGUUUCAUCACUGACUGCUUGGAGCUGAUCAUUAACCAGCUCCAGGGUUUAAUGCCACAUUCCCAGCACGCUCCAGAAACUGGGAAGAAUAGGCAGGCAUUUGGGCAAUAAAGCCUGAUAGACUCACUGGGAUGUCUCCCUGUUCCCCCUUGAGCCCAGUUGUCACCCCAUGAGCCCAGCCGUC
This is a messenger RNA of Cuculus canorus (common cuckoo), 1632 nucleotides long. Its product is annotated as coiled-coil domain-containing protein 194-like. The record is from RefSeq and is a predicted model, not a curated record. Bases 158 to 1144 code for a protein of 328 amino acids. The transcript is spliced from 4 exons. Lineage: Eukaryota; Metazoa; Chordata; Aves; Cuculiformes; Cuculidae.